This is a messenger RNA of Talaromyces amestolkiae, 615 nucleotides long. RefSeq lists its product as uncharacterized. Bases 1 to 615 code for a protein of 204 amino acids. The transcript has a single exon. Lineage: Eukaryota; Fungi; Ascomycota; Eurotiomycetes; Eurotiales; Trichocomaceae. The record is from RefSeq and is a predicted model, not a curated record.
AUGGACGGCACCAGAACCACCCUACUUCUUCUUGACUUCCAUAAAUUCAUAGUCUCAUCACAACCGUCCUCCGGUCAACGUGCGCUUACAAAAGCAGUACAUCUACGAACAUGGGCACGAGCGCAGGGAAUGCUAAUAGUGCACUGUAUGAUCGAUCUCAGGGCUGUCACCGCCCCUGAACGCAAAAUGGCUACACGCGCAAACGGAAUCAAGACCAAGAUGAGCAUCGCCGACCCAGGGAGUAGAGGUGAACCGGACGAAAUUGCUGCUACAUCUGAUGAAUACAUUUUCUGGCGUCCACCAAGUCACGUCUCUGCGCUGGGAUCGUAUGGACUUCAGGAAUUCUUGCACCAGCAUGGUGUGAAGUCCUUGUUGCUGGCGGGAUUUAGCACUUCUGGUUGUGUGAUUAAUACUGCAAAACAGGCGGCGGAUUCGGGUUUUAUUACUACGGUCAUUUCGGAUGCAUGCGGUGACAAGUCAGAAGAGGCACAUGGGGUUAUUAUGGAGAGGCUGUUGAUUGGGCAAUGCCAUGUUGUUGAGGAAGAGACGUUCGUCAAUGCCUGGGAUGGGGACUUUGCAAAGUCUACUGAGAAGAUAGUUAUUACCAGCUCCUAA